CUAUGGCAACCACUUAAAUCCAAACACACACACAUGCACACACCCACGCACACACACACACCCACACACAUACACAGAGCGCGAGACGACCGUGCAGCGAUGGAGAAAUUCCCUCCGAAGUUCAGCAGGGUGCUGGUGACCCCCGAGCCGCACUACAUCCCGGGCUAUGCAGGCUACUGUCCACAGCUGAAAUUUCACAUGGGGAAGCCGUACAGUCAGCUCACAGCUAAACUCCUGACCUCGCCCGAGAUUUCACGCUCUCCGAGACUGAUGCUGAGUUCAGGAUGGUCACCUUCCACAGAAAGGGACAUGAGGACGAGGGAGGAGAUCUGGAGGAGGGGGACAGGACACGGCAAGACGCUGCAGAGAAUGAUAUCAGGCUACACAGGUUUCAUCCCCAGAAGUCAGAAUUAUUUCUCAAAGACAUAUACAGAGACGUGUCGAGAAGCUCUUAGUGAGUUUGAAUCAGAUCAGAAGGUGAGAACUCGGCCAGCUACAGCUGACAUGCUACCUGCAAUAGACCAGGCAUUUCCAGACAUCAAGCCACAGGCACUGAACACUCCUUUGGUGGCCAUUUCUAGAGAACCGAUUUCCUAUAAAUCUCCAGACGGCUGGAAGCCCCUUGACUCUCCAUAUUCAAUGGAAGACAGCAACCCACAUAAACACUUCAUUUCAGGUUUUACAGGCUACGUACCUAAAGCCAAGUUCCUGAUAGGUUCCAGCUAUCCCAAAACCACCAACAAGGCACUGAUCCAGUUUGGCAAGCAGAUGAAAGCGAGUCACACUGCGCUCGGCCUGAGAAGAGAAAGCGCUCACAAUCUGGUCUCAGUGCCCACCAUCUACCCCACACACCGGGGCCUGCUGCCCCACUACGCCGGACACGUGCCAGGAUACAAGUUUCGCUACGGACAGACGUUCGGGCAGAUCACCAGCAACUCACUAGAUCUAAGCGGCAUACACAGGAAGAUCAACUGCGAGGGAUGAAUCAUGGAGCUUUAGAUGGACCCCAUCAGCUGGUCUGAUCACCAGCACUCAGGAAAAAUAUCACAAGAAUCAAAAAUAUAAUUGGGAUUAAAGGAAAAUGCAACAUUUUUUUUUUGUUUGU
Pangasianodon hypophthalmus (striped catfish) is the source of this 1105-nucleotide messenger RNA. RefSeq names its product family with sequence similarity 166 member B (gene cimip2b). The coding region runs from base 34 to 984 and encodes 316 amino acids. The record is from RefSeq and is a predicted model, not a curated record. Lineage: Eukaryota; Metazoa; Chordata; Actinopteri; Siluriformes; Pangasiidae. The transcript has 6 exons.